AGUAAAUAGACACAUGAUUUUAGUCCGGAAUUCGAACAAUAGAAUGAAAGAAGGAGCACUUCUAUAGUUUGUCGAACUUUCUCUUUCGGGGUAGAUUUUGUAUUUGUAUAACUGAUGUGAACGAUUCGAAAAAGCAUUAACCAUGCCGAAAUCAGAUCAAACAAUCAAAGAUCACACGAUGGAGCUGCUUGAUAAGCAGAACGUUAAGGCGGACAUCAUCACUUAUCGCUUCUCGACCACCGAGGACACGAUGCCCAAAGUGCCUUCGCUCGCUCCGAGGGUUCGUCAGAUAUUACCAACAGUUUGCGCUUCACUCUCGUGCUUGCCCUUCGGUUUAAUGCUGGGAUGGCCGUCUCCUACAAACCCGAUUCUCAUGGGGGAGGAUUCCCCGAUACCGAUCAGCAUCGAUCAGAGCGCCAUGAUAGCGGGGUUUCUGAUGAUAGGCAACGCCUUGGGAGCGACGCACAGCCACAAGAUCAUCUACAAGGCGAAAUUCGGAAUACUCGCAGGAGCAAUCGUUAUGACGAUCGGAUGGAUAUUAAUGUGGCACGCGAAGAACAUUUUCUGGCUGCUGGGCAGCAGGUUGCUGGUGGGUUUGGGGAGCGCCUACGGCACCGGGCAAUUGAAACUGUACAUAUCCCACACGUGCGAUAGGGACCUCAAAGUGAUUCAGACGAAGUUCAUUAGUUUAUACGUUUAUCUGGGAAUUGUAAUGGUUUAUGCGAUCGGUCCUUUCAUCGAUUUUAGGGACACGUCGAUGGUGUGCCUGUUGGUGUCUAUAGCGGUGGUUUUUUUGGUGAUAUUCCUGCCGGCGACGCCCGUCGAGCUGGUGAAAGACAGUAAGUUCAACGAGGCGCGAAGGGUGAUUGCCCGGUUGAAGUCGAACGUGAAUAUAAAUUCGGAAAUAUCCGCGAUCAGCAGGAGCAUCGAGAAGAAGGUUAAAGAACGGAACCUUUUGCAUAUCUUCAAAGAACCGGACUUGAGGAAUAAAUUCGUGGUGUUUUCGAUUAUCGUAUUUUGCCAACAAUUUAGCGGACUACCGGCGACGAUAAUCUACACGCAAAUCUUGUUUCAGGAAUUCCGUUUUCCUUAUCCAGAGUAUUUAGCAAUAGCGUACGUAGUGAUAUUUUUUAUUUGUAACGUUAUAGGUAUAUUUCUCAUGCCCCGGUUUGACAAGAGAAAGGUGCUGUUGUGCUCGACAAUUAGCGUUAUCUUAAUAUUAACAACUCAAAUUCUAGUUAUUUACUUCGAAGUUAACGAUAAAUAUUGGUCUUUUACUUCGUUUGUAGUCAUGUGUUUGUAUGUAAUAGCGCAUACGCUGGGUUUAGGCAACGUCCCGCCAACGUUAAUUAAUGAUCUCUUCACGAUACCCUAUCGAACGAGCGUCGCGAAUUUUUUCACAGCAUUCCACUCGAUUUUAGCUUUACUUAUCACGAAGAUAUUUCAAGUAUUAAUUAGCCAGUACGACAUAGCUGUGACGUUUUAUUUAUUUUUAUGUGUUAGUGUUUUCGCGCUGGUUUUUAUCUAUUUCGCAGCGCCGAACGAAGCUCAAUGUAACAACGAUGUCGAAAUAAAAUGUAAACCGACUACUUAAA
Phyllotreta striolata is the source of this 1595-nucleotide messenger RNA. The record is from the annotation of a GenBank genome assembly. NCBI's taxonomy places the organism in Eukaryota, Metazoa, Arthropoda, Insecta, Coleoptera, Chrysomelidae.